AUGGAACUUGAGCGCCUUCUGAUGUUGAUGCGAUUGUUGUUAAAGACAUCACACUACUACACCAACGGCAUUCAUCCAUUCAUCGUCUUGUCAAACAUAUCAUUACUGCAGAGAGACAUCGAACCAUCAAAGACUCGUGAUCCAACCCUUCCAUGUUGA
Molecule: messenger RNA, 159 nt
Organism: Acytostelium subglobosum LB1
Lineage: Eukaryota; Evosea; Eumycetozoa; Acytosteliales; Acytosteliaceae
Exons: 2
Coding region: 1-159 (52 amino acids)
Source: RefSeq, a predicted model, not a curated record